AUCGUGAGUACUUGAACGCGUUGGUCGCAAAAGUUGCCGUGGAAAAUAAAAGUUCGCCUCGUGGAAGCAAACCGCCCUUCUUGCUUGUGCUCCGUUUCGCCAUCGAAGUCCCACCCUGCUUAAGGUUAGCAGUGCGAAAAAGGGGGGGUGGUGCAAACGUGUCGUCUCGCCGCCGUGUCGUUACCGACCUUCGUCCUCGUCGUCGUCGUUGUCGUGGUCGUCAUCAAUUUCGCAGCUUUUACAGACUGUCACUAAGAUAGGAAGGAACAAAGUUGACCAUUUGUAGCCAGUUGGGAACCUCCUGCGAGUGUGGCCUUCGAGAGGGAGGUGUGUUGAAGUCCUUCCGGUGAAGUGCGUCCGUGUGUCACAUCCGGUUGAUUAUUAGUGGAAAUUAGUGCGGCUGCUGGCCCCACCCCCAGUUGGACUACUGCCGCCUUCAGGAAGAACGAGUUGCAGGAUCAUUUGUACGGGUGAAAAGGUGGAAAAGUGUGUGCAGAUUUUCUUCGCUGAUUAAACCACCCACUUUUGCGUUGGCCAGAUAUGAUUUUGGCUUUUCGUAUGUUGCAUAAAAGGAUGCCGUCGUGAUUCGUCGGAGCAAGGAGUCAGCGGUGUGUUUAGUGCUAAGCUGUGAACCAAGGGAGACUCCUUUCGGUGGAAGAUUUUUGUCCUUGCUGUUAGUGCACUAAGAUUACAACAUCUCUCGAGAAGACAACAUGAAGAAAUAGUCAUUUUUUUAUCCCGACAUCAGAAGGAUGUGUGUUGCCCCCGGGGGAUCAAUUUGUGCUCGGUGUUUGCGUGAACGGUUCACUGGUGGGAAUUCCACGUCGAAUCGGCAACAUUUUUGAUGUGUUUAUCAAUGAUGUUCCAAAUCUGGAUCGCUGAAGCAAAGCUCUGAACAAUCACCCAUUGUUUUCCAAUCACUUUCGAAAGGAAAAAAAAAACUAAGUUUUGAAUAAUAGACCGAUGACCACCGGCACCAUUUGAUUCGACCGCAGCACAAAGUGAAUCGAAGAAAAUCCAUUUUCAAAUUAAAAAGUUUACCGUUUCAACCCUAAUAAAAGAAGGCAAAAAGUGUACAAAAGGUUGAUCGUCUUCGUCGCCGUCGUUCGAAGUUUAGUGUGAAAAGCGAAAAAUAGCAACAUCAAGUAAAGUUCAAGCGAAGGCAGAAUACCCUUAAAAGCGGGCAAGAAAAAAGAAGAUAAUCAAAUAUUUAUGAAACGUUGCAAAUUUUGCGCCUUCCGGUGUCACUUCGUCUGGAAAAAAGAAUAGAAAAGUGAAUCUGUGUUGGUUUUUUUUGCGGAGGAAAAAUGUCCCAACCACUCUGUGAGUAAUGCUCGCCGGUAGGCAAUAACGCAUGAGCUUAAAAGUGUAAAAGUGGUCUUUUUUAUCCGGAGAAAAAGUGCACUGUCUAGCUCGGAGAAAAGUUUUUCCUGGUCAUCGCGAGAAUACCACUCGUGAAGCUUCGGAGUGGAGAAGGAAAUUUACAGCGGAAGCUCUUCUCCAGAACCAGCAGAGUGUGACGAGGAGAAGCGCCCAGACAAUUUCAACACCGAGACAACUUGCAAGCGGAAGGCAGCCUAUCAAAAUAUAUGACCGACAGGCAUCAUCCGUGAGACAUUGCGCACCGCACGGCCAUCGGAUCGCUGUAUAGGACCUGCAAGCCGCGACCUAUGAAGAAUAAAUAGUACUUGGCGUUUCCCGGGCAAGUGGAAUGACGCUCGAAGAACUCGCAGAAGCAAACAGCAGUAUCAGCAGCAGUGGCAGUCGCAACAGUAAAAGCGAUAGAAUCAGCGUACAACAGACAGUGCCAUUCAAUUGCGCUGCUCGGGCGAGGGUAAAUAAUCAAGCCAGCAAAGCAAGCAUCAAGUGAAAACCCGGGCUCUUGGGGUGUGGUAAUCCAAACGUGAACCCGUCCAUCGUAGUAGCAUUUUAUAAAUUGAACUCGAUUUUGAACAAGGACAAAGAAAGUUCAUCCGACACGUUCAUUUAGUAGUCCGCUCUUUGGGUUAUCCCGUAAAACUCCCGUAGCUCAUACGUCAAUCGCACGAACCCCCCCCCCCCAUCAGUGUGAGGCAUUUAUAUACCAUAGACAUACAUACAGUACACACGAGAAGCGGUGCAGUCCAGGGAUAGAAAGUCAGAGGACAUCUCUCUUUCUGAAGCAGCUCAACAUGUCCCGUUCUACGGCGUCCAGCCAGAGGAGACAGAGAUCAAGGUCCACCUCUCGCUAUGCAGACCUGGAGAAGCCCAAGAAGAAAAAGACACUCAGUUCCACCAGUCUCGUUUCCAUACCGAACACAAUAAAGUUAAGCAUGUUAAAUAGCGGUUUAAUUUCAUUAGAUAAAGUUAAAUUAUCAGCCAGAGAUGAGAAGAACCCGCUCUCGCAGACGAUGCCGGACAAACCGACGGAGCUGCGGCACUUCGGAAAACUGUGCGAACAGCGGCGGAAGUUCCCCAUCCUGUACAAGCUCGAAUUCCAGACGGCUGUGAAGGUGGAGACCAACACCUGCCGGCACGCGACCCGCAAAGCCAAUGCCCACAAGAACCAAAAUCCCAAAUGCAUUCCAUACGACUACAACCGAGUCGUGCUCGGCAAGUACGAAAACAUCCCAGACACCGACUACAUAAAUGCGUCCUAUGUCGAUAGCUUACUGAAACCCAAUGCAUACAUCGUAACGCAGGGACCAACCGAGGAUACGGUGCUAGACUUUUGGCGGAUGGUGUGGCAGGAGAACUGCAGCGCAAUUGUGAUGCUAACGAAAACUUUCGAUUUUACCAAAGUAAUGUGUGUUCAGUACUGGCCACCCAAUCGGGAAAAGGAGGAAAUCUACGGCGACGUCCACAUCACAGUGCAAUCCGAAGAAGAGCUAGCUAAUUUUCAUAUAAGAACGUUUAGGUUAUUUAAAGUGAACAAAGACAACGUGGUGACGGAAGAGCGCUUCCUGCUGCAGUUCCACUACACCGAAUGGCACUCACACACCUGCCCCUUCUCCAACGCGAUCCUCGAGUUCCGACGGAGGGUCCGCUCCGUCGUGGGGACAAUCAUCAAGGCAAACAGCCAGGUUGGCCCGAUGCUGGUGCAUUGCAACGACGGAGGAGGACGGUCCGGAGUGUACCUGGCAAUCGAUGCCAACAUGGAACUGGCCGAGGAAGAAGACUCGUUCCACGUGUUUGGUUAUCUGAAAAAGUUGCGACAGUCGCGGAAAGGCCUUAUCGAAAAUGUGGACCAAUACAAGUUCGUAUACGACACGCUGGAGGAGUUUGUGAUUUGUGGCAACUCGUGGUUUCCGGUGAAGGAGCUGUCACAGCGGCUCAAGGAGAAAAGCCUUAAGGAUAACGUUACGAAGAUGAACUCCUACCAGAGGGAGUACGCUCAAAUCUGCAAACAGACGCCCCGGUUCACCAUCGGGGACUGCGCCGGUGGACAUCGCGGAGACAACCGGGAGAAGAACCGCGAUGUGCUCUGUGUGCCACCUGACAACUUCCGUCCUUACCUUACCUCGUUUCAGGGAAACUCAUUUACCGACUACAUUAACGCUGUAUUUGUAGAUGGCUACACUAAGCCUAGAGAGUAUAUAGUUACCGAGUGGCCCUUACAGAAAACCUGCGGAGAAUUCUGGUCCCUAGUUUACGAUCACGAGUGCUCCGCAAUCGUCGUCCUAUGUCAACCACCUCCAAAUUCGCAACAAUAUCCUUCCUGUUGGCCCGAGGGUCGUCACUCGAAGAAGUACGGCCCGGUGUUCACAAUCGACCACAUCUCGCACAAUCACUACGCCAACAUCAAAUCGUGGAUCUUCCGCAUCAAUAAGAAGGUGAUCUCGCUGACGGAACUGAUGGCCGGAGUGAAGGCUCCUCCCAGAACGGUGCAGCUCUUCCAGCUGAUAUGUUGGCCCAUGGGUCACAAGGUGCCUACGUCUACGAACUCGUUAGUGGAGCUGAUGAACAUGGUCGAAAGGUGGAGGCAGAAAACUGACUACGGACCAGUGUGCGUAGUGUCACCGGAUGGCCGCAGCCGAGCCGGAGUGUACUGUGCGGCAAACGCGUGCAUCGAGCAGGUCAUUCAGCACGGCGAGGUGGACGUCUUCCAGGCGGUCAAAACCGUCCGAAGGCACCGUCCUCAGCUAGUGGACAAUAUGACUGAGUAUAAAUACUGCUACGACUUAGUUUUACACUACGUUCUACACUAUUUGAAUAAAGACUUGAAGGAAAAGAAGUGAGAAUGCGAUUUACACGAUGAUCUGUGUUUCCUUUUUUUACAGGAGUUUUUGUUUUUGUUAUUUGAAU
Molecule: messenger RNA, 4284 nt
Organism: Aedes aegypti (yellow fever mosquito)
Lineage: Eukaryota; Metazoa; Arthropoda; Insecta; Diptera; Culicidae
Gene: Ptp36E
Product: receptor-type tyrosine-protein phosphatase kappa
Exons: 19
Coding region: 2172-4217 (681 amino acids)
Biological process (GO): protein dephosphorylation
Molecular function (GO): protein tyrosine phosphatase activity
Source: RefSeq, a predicted model, not a curated record